Messenger RNA from Phyllostomus hastatus (greater spear-nosed bat), 6552 nucleotides. RefSeq names its product ribonucleotide reductase regulatory TP53 inducible subunit M2B (gene RRM2B). The transcript is spliced from 9 exons. The coding region runs from base 608 to 1501 and encodes 297 amino acids. Gene Ontology annotation, cellular component: cytosol. Gene Ontology annotation, molecular function: ribonucleoside-diphosphate reductase activity, thioredoxin disulfide as acceptor. NCBI's taxonomy places the organism in Eukaryota, Metazoa, Chordata, Mammalia, Chiroptera, Phyllostomidae. The record is from RefSeq and is a predicted model, not a curated record. Gene Ontology annotation, biological process: deoxyribonucleotide biosynthetic process.
UCCCCUAGUCCCACGGUCAGCCUAGCUUCUCGAUUGCAGGUUGCGGCGGGGACUUGCAAGGUGCAGGACCGCUAUGGGGAAAUUUCCCCAUUGCCGUUGGAAACCCCGUGCGGUCCCGGCCUGGAUCCCUGGCCAGAGCCUAGGUUCAAACGCCCAAGAGGCCGUCCCCGGGGACGGGUGAGAAGGGUGCCGGGUUUCUGCUCCACUGCUCUGCACCGGGGCCGAAGGCAGCGCUCUGAGGCUUCAGGCCGGGGCGAGGCGCACUCCCUCCUUGACUCUCCUCCCAUCCUUCCCUUUUCUGGAGCCCUGGCCCCGGAAACUGAGGCAAGGAACGACGGCUGGUGGACUUAGUGGAGAAAUGCAUGUCAUGUCUGGGGUGGUUCGAAGGAACUGGAUGACGCCGGUGGAGUGGAGAUGAUCCUUGGAAGAGCGACGGGAAAUCUUCUUAACAAUCCAGACAACCCGUUCAGGAGGCCAGUUUUGCUCAUACCAGAGGUUGCCUUCAGAUCCCGGCGAAAAUGCAGCGGAGUCCAGUGAAGAACCGCUCCUGAGGAAGAGUUCGCGCCGGUUCGUCAUCUUCCCGAUCCAGUACCCUGACAUCUGGAAGAUGUAUAAACAGGCCCAGGCGUCCUUCUGGACGGCAGAAGAGGUUGACUUAUCAAAGGAUCUCCCUCACUGGAACAAGCUUAAAUCAGAUGAGAAGUAUUUUAUUUCUCACAUCUUAGCCUUCUUCGCAGCCAGUGAUGGAAUUGUAAAUGAAAAUUUGGUAGAGCGAUUCAGUCAGGAGGUGCAGGUUCCAGAAGCUCGCUGUUUUUAUGGCUUUCAGAUCCUCAUCGAGAAUGUUCACUCGGAGAUGUACAGUCUGCUCAUAGACACCUACAUCAGAGAUCCCAAGAAAAGGGAAUUUUUAUUUAAUGCAAUUGAAACAAUGCCAUAUGUUAAGAAAAAAGCAGAUUGGGCCUUGCGGUGGAUAGCAGAUAGAAAAUCUACUUUCGGGGAAAGGGUGGUGGCCUUUGCUGCUGUAGAAGGAAUUUUCUUCUCGGGAUCUUUUGCUGCUAUAUUCUGGUUAAAGAAAAGAGGUCUCAUGCCUGGACUCACCUUUUCCAAUGAACUCAUCAGCAGAGAUGAGGGGCUUCACUGUGACUUUGCUUGCCUCAUGUUUCAGUACUUAGUAAAUAAGCCUUCAGAAAAAAGGGUCAGGGACAUCAUUGUUGAUGCUGUUAAAAUCGAGCAGGAAUUUUUAACAGAAGCCUUGCCCGUUGGCCUCAUUGGAAUGAAUUGUGUUUUGAUGAAACAGUAUAUUGAGUUUGUAGCUGACAGAUUAUUUGUGGAACUUGGAUUCUCAAAAGUUUUUCAUGCAGAAAAUCCCUUUGACUUUAUGGAAAAUAUUUCUUUGGAAGGGAAAACAAAUUUCUUUGAGAAACGAGUUUCAGAGUAUCAGCGUUUUGCAGUGAUGACAGAAACCACGGACAAUGUCUUCACCUUGGAUGCGGAUUUUUGAAACCCUCCCCGUAGCUAAACCUGUCGUUGGUAAAUGGCAGUCUGUUCUUCUCUGCUUAAAAACAAAUCUAGACCUUACAGUAUCUCCUUUAGGGAGUAGGAGUUUGCUCAACAGGAAAUCCAAAACCAGGCGUCCAUCCAUUUGGAUUUAUGUGAAUGCACUGUAACUUUCCAGUUUAACAAGCAGAGUGUGACCUAAAUGUUUUUGUUUUGUUACUGAAAUGGAAGAUGACAUUAUGUAGCAAUUGCGAGUUCGAGGGUCGGUGUCAGAUAGGAGUUUGAGAUUCUGUCCUUCCCACUUCGUGUGAUGCUUGGCAAGCCAGUUAAUCCCUCUCUACCUCAGCGCACUUGUCUUUAAAAUGAGUGUAAUAGGAAGUCCUAACUUCAUAGAAGGGACGUGAGGAGCAAAGCCCAGAAUAAGUACUUAGUGCCACCAGUACCACCGCCGCUGCUGCUAUUACUCCUUCUCCUUACUUUGUGUUAAUCACAGUGCUACCGUGAUAAAACCCUUCCAUCUCAAAGCAGUUGUGAACUAGAUUCUGAACCUGGAGUUGGAUCUUUGUAUUUUUAGUGUUUGAGGAAGGAUAUAAAAAAUUUCCUAAAAAUUAUACUUCUCAUUAAUUUGAGAGUAACAACUUUGAAUUCCUCAGUAUGUAGUAAAGGAAGUUUAGUGCUUAGUUGCUUUGGGCAGGAUGCUUAUGGAGCGAAAUCCAGAAGGUUAUUGUGGUAGUUUGCCUUGUGGACAAAAUGAUUCUGCUCCUUUAGAAAUUAAAAAAAGGUAAUUAUUAUCAGACAUAACCCUGGAAGGUUUAAAACCGGGUAAAUAUGCUAGAAUAGCAUUUCCCAAAAAAUAUUCUAAGAGCUAUUAGCCUCUCUAGAUGUUGUGCGGAGAAAAGAGAUUCCAUGGUCUGGAGAAUUUGGAAAAUGCUGUGUUGUCCCUUCCUGCUUGCAGUGUUCAGCCAGUACAUCAGAGACAGACAUUCUACGGUACGCAAACUUAUUUACCCCUGCUUAUCCCAAACUUAGCACAGAUCUGCUUUCCAUGUGUUAACAUCUAACCUGGCUACCGGUCUUCAGGACAUAGUUUGGAAAAAGCUGGUCUAGAACCAUUUAUACAUCGAAGAAGGGCUUGUGGACUAAGCCACGGAGAACCUGGUGAGGUUGUGAACCCAUUUCAAGUCUGUGUCCAGCUGAGUGAGGCACGUGAUUGGGCUCAGGUGUGUUUCCUUAAUCUUUUAUCACUGCUUUGCGCUGCUGUGAGAUGUAGUUCUUCCAAUGGGGCUGGGCACGCCACACGGAGGCAGGUGGUGGGGGAGACUGAGGUCUGCGGAGACUGAGAAGUCUGCCCUCCUGAAUGUAAGGAGGUGUCAAGAGAUAGUCUGAGCCCCAGAAAGCAGUGGAGUCCCCCACUCACAGCAUGCUGCUUGAUGAAAUUCUGGAAGUUAAAAUUUAGAGAUUUUCUCUUUGUAUACAUUUUUGCUCCAUUUAUGCCAUAACUGUCUAACUGAUUAAAACAGGGAGUUCUCCAGUGGAUGCAAAGGGAAAUGACUGUAACCUUAUUUGUUAGAAUAUCGGAAACGAGAUAGGUGCCCUACGGUAAUAUCAUUUAUCUGUGUAGUGCUUCUUAGUUUGCCGUGUGUUUUUACGUCAUCACCUCAUUUGAUCUCACAGCAGCUCUCUGAGCUCGACAGAACAGUUAGUGUUGAAGUUUCACCGCUGGGAGGAGCAAGGCUCAGAGAAGUUAAGUGACUUGGCCAAGACCUGUUUAUAGUUGCCAUCCCUACAAAUGUUCCUACAAUGUAAUUUUUUACAGAAUAUCAUGUUUCUUGUAUUACGUGUUUUGUCAACCAUCUCAAUUUGAUUUUGUUUCCCGUUAAAGUAUCAUAUAUUUUAAUGAUCAUAUACAUUAAUUAAAGUCUCAGAGGAUCAUAAACAUUUUAACUAUAAUCAGGUAAUAUAUUCAAAGAAAUGUAUCUACUGCCACACAAAAAUGUAACAGUUAAAAUUGAUAAUAUCUGUAAUGACAUCGGAAUAGAAGAAAAACUGUCUACAUUUACAGCCCACAUCUCCCAUGUUUGGAAUCCAAAUUUUUCUCCUAGGUAAAAGAAAGACCUGUGCCUUAAUAUGAAGUUUAUUUACAGUAGCAAUAAACCCAACUGGAUUGAGAUGAAACCAUUUUAAUAUCAAAAUACUGGAUUUUAUACACUGGUGUAUUAUAUUCAAUAUUCUAUACCCUUUUCCAGGCCCCCAGGUUGCAUAUUUAUUUAUUAUGUUUAAUAUUUUGGCUCUUAGUUUUCAAGGAACCAAGAAGUUGUGGAAUUUCUUUUUAAUGUUAUUUUGCAGGUAAAGAACAACAUUCAGGGUGUGUUUAUAGUUUUUUACAGCACCUGUAUUUAGAUCAUUGCUCUAGUAGUCAAAGUUAAGUUUACUUGGGACUGGAAACACUGGCAGUUCUGUGACACACUGCGUUUACGAAAACUGUUUCAGUGCGGCAUGUGGAUUCGUGUCUUGGGAGGGUUUGGGAAGACACCUGGAUUCCGGGUGUUCCAGUGGGCCGUUUUGCUGUCUGAUCAUAUACAAUAAUAAAUAAUCAUCGUCACAACAUAAGCUUACUCCAGUUGUGUCUUUACAUACGAAAUUUUUACAGUUCUCUCAUUUGGGGACAUCUGAAGUUUUCUGCUUCUUUUGCCAUUUUGUUUCUCAUUUGUCCAUUAAAAAAGUGACUAUUGGCAGGAGCUGAUACUCAAACAGUGGAGGGAAGCAGAGGAAGAAGAGCCACUUGGCCCUAAUUGCUACCAUGACAACGCUGAGUCCUUCUUUAAUAAUCUCUCUCGUGAUGACAGUAGAGAACGGAGACCAGCCCGGGCUGGUGUCUCCAGCUGGCAUUGUUUCAGCAUUUGGAAUCCCACUUUGUCCAAACUGUGUCCGCGGCGGGUGCGGAGGCCAGGAGGUCUUGGUUUCCAUGUGGCAGGGAUCUUUGCCCCCGGGCGUGUCCUCCUCAUGGUGGGCCGCCGGGAGUGUGGGGGCAGGGGGUUUGCAGACUGCAAAGGUAGGAAAGAUAACACUGUGGCUGCAUAGCUUACAAACAAGUCUUUGAAAAUAGGUGAAUUUCUAGCUCUCUGUGGUCCUGAGAACUGGUUUCAGUCUUUGCCAACAAUGAAGACGGGAACGCGUUGGAUAUUUGUCACCAGCACUGGGUUUUUGUGUGUUUUUUUCCUGCUUAAUUUCAAAGAUACAAUGCAGUUAUAAUGGGCCAAGGUGGGGGCUGCUUACCUUUAAAAAUGAGCAUUAAAUAUAUUUGAAAUAGCAAAAGGUUAAGCAAUUUUUAAUAUAUAGUUAAACUGAAGCAAUACUUCCAUAGGACUAAUAACUGAAGGGAUCUUUCUUAUCACUAAAUCGUAUUUGGCAGUUACUACAAGUUGCCUGCAGGUAGGGCUGUGAUACCGUGUUCUGGGCCACAGAAGGUUGGGUGUGUGCCUGCAAGUACUCGGGGGUGUGCAUGCGUGUGUGCAUACGCGUGUGUGCGUGUGUAUCUUUUGCUCUUUCUUUUUGGAAAUCUGUAUUAACCCUUUUGAGAUAGCUUAUGUUGUCAGUUAAUUAGAGUGCUAGAUGGUAGAGAACUUUGUCAGUAAACUAUGCACACACAGUAAAUACCGUUUCUUAGGCAGAGGUAACUCUGUAUGUUAUAAAAUUCCAUUAUAUUCCAUUGCCAAUGAAACAUUAAGAGCUUUUUAGAGCAUGUGAAAAGCAACUAAUUUUUUAAAGGAUAAACGUUUCCAAGGCAGUAAACACAGUGUGUCCUUGCAGCAGGGGGUGUGCUGAGGAGCAGAGCUAUGCCUGGGUCUUUUAUUCCUGGCUUUCUAGGCUUAGGACCUUUUAAUUUAAUUUUCUUUUGUAAUGUUUGGAACACAAAUGAAGAUCUGAUACAUACCUUUAUUAUAUGAAAGGAUAAAUUACUCAUGCUCAUUGUAAGAACUUCAUUUUAUAGGAAAUGAUGUAUCACAGGAUUUGUCCGAAUAAUAGAUUUUUUCAGGAUAUGAAUGUAAGUAAUCAUAGAUAAGAAUGUACUUAGCUGUAUUUUCAAAUAAAUAACACCCUCCCUUUUCUAAGACAAUAAAACUAGGCCUCAAUUCCCUUGUUCUUCCUGAUAAUGCCUUGAAUGUUGUUGUGAUAAGGUGACUCAUUCCAUUAUAUUUUAAGAGGAUUGAGAGGGUCAGAAGUUACUUUGGGAACCUAGGAGAUAUCACAGCCCUGGUCCCGGGGCCUGUGAUCCCCAGAUGACCCAGUGUAGAGUUCAUCGCUAAUACAAAUUACUAGUACAUCUUUUUUAUCUUUUAAGCUCUAGUGGGAAAAAAGUCGGACCACUUUUGUGUUUUUGCAAAGGUCAUAGAGUAAAGCAAUUCAAAGAUUUAAAUAUUUUUAUCUCUUGAUUUUCCUUAAUCUAUUCACUAGUGAUAAAGAUGUGGAAAACUGUACUGUAUGUAGGACAAUUGGAAUUUUCAACGAUGGUUGACAUUUUUAAUUUUAUAUGUUUUGUAAAGCUUUGCAAGGAAAUGUUUUGUGAUUUGAUUUUAUUAUUAAGUUUUAAUACUUGGCAGCCAUCAUUUAGAGAAUAGUGUCUCGUGCGCUUUGCUUGCAUGUUAACAGCAAAGCCUUUGGGAGGACCCACAAGCCAUGACGUUGAACACGUUUCUGAGGCAUUCUGAACGUCAAAGCAAGUGCCGUGACAGUCCCUCUAGAGUUUAGACUGUUUGCGAUGUCCCGGGCCGAUUCAACAGAAAAACCGCACAUACCAGCUCUAAAGAUGUGCUCUAAAAAUACGAGUUCACGCUUUUUCCAAGCCCUCCGGGUCCCAGCAAUCACUGGCAGCGUGGCCUACCUGUUGUGCACCCAUACGGUUCAAAGUGAGGGUUUUGUUUUGAGGCAGAAUAAAAUGUCAAUGAAGAAAAGUGAUUAUGGAGAAAGUGCUGUAGAUUUAAAAAAUAAAUAAAUUAAUUAUCAGAAUCUUGCAUUUUACAUUCGUAUGUUGAAAUAAACUAUAUCAUAACUACA